Messenger RNA from Daldinia childiae, 2769 nucleotides. Its product is annotated as putative alpha/beta-glucosidase agdC. NCBI's taxonomy places the organism in Eukaryota, Fungi, Ascomycota, Sordariomycetes, Xylariales, Hypoxylaceae. The record is from RefSeq and is a predicted model, not a curated record. Gene Ontology annotation, biological process: carbohydrate metabolic process. The transcript is spliced from 3 exons. Gene Ontology annotation, molecular function: carbohydrate binding; hydrolase activity, hydrolyzing O-glycosyl compounds. The coding region runs from base 1 to 2769 and encodes 922 amino acids.
AUGGCAAGCCUUCUGUCGCUUAUUACGGUGGCGACAGCGGCCUCGGCUGCCGCUCUCGUACGACGAGACUAUCCAACCGACGAUCCUCUCACUUCCUGCCCGGGUUAUACCGCUUCGAAUGUUGUUAGCACGACAUCAGGAUUGACUGCGGAUUUGAAGUUAGCCGGUGAGGCUUGCAAUGUGUAUGGGACGGAUCUGAAAGACUUGACUCUCGAGGUCUCAUAUGACACUGAGACGAGGCUUCACGUCAAGAUCCAAGAUGCUGCUAAUAACGUCUAUCAAAUUCCCGAGUCCGUUUUCCCUCGGCCAGAAGCCAAGGGUUCCGAAGAAGCGCAGUCGGCAUUGAAGUUCGACUAUACAGAAAGCCCAUUCUCCUUCUCCGUAUCUCGUUCGGACUCGGGCGAGGUCCUCUUCGACACAUCAGCUGCCAACAUAGUGUUUGAGUCACAGUACCUGCGUUUAAGGACAAAGUUACCCGAAAACCCAAGUCUAUAUGGCCUCGGCGAGCAUUCAGACCCUUUUAUGUUAAACACGACUGACUACAUCCGCACAUUUUGGUCGCAGGAUUCAUUCGGCGUCCCCGAAGGUGCGAAUCUAUACGGAAACCAUCCCGUGUAUUACGAGCAUCGAGAAUCGGGUACUCAUGGCGUGUUCUUCUUGAACUCCAACGGUAUGGAUAUCUUGAUCAACAACACGGCUGAAUCCGGACAGUAUCUCGAGUACAACACCCUCGGUGGAGUAUUAGACUUCUACUUCGUCUCUGGCCCGAGCCCGGUCCAAGUUGCGCAACAGUAUGCCGAAAUCGUGGGCCUGCCCGUGAUGCAGCCGUACUGGGGAUUAGGGUUCCAGAACUGUCGGUACGGAUACCAGGACAUUUUCGAAGUAGCUGAGGUAGUCUACAAUUAUAGUCAAGCUAGCAUCCCGCUCGAGACUAUGUGGAAUGAUAUCGACUACAUGUACCGUCGAAGAGUAUUCUCCUUAGAUCCGGAAAGAUAUCCUCUACACAAGACGCGCGAAUUAGUUGACUACCUGCACGCGCACGACCAGCAUUAUAUCGUUAUGGUGGAUCCAGCCUUGGCCUACCAGGACUUCCCAACUGCUUUCCAACGCGGUGUUGAUGACAACAUCUUCAUGCUUCGUGAAAACGGAACUGCGUGGAAGGGUGUUGUCUGGCCCGGAGUCACGGCCUUCCCUGACUGGUUCUCUCCUAACAUCUCCAAGUAUUGGAACAACGAGUUUUCUCUCUUCUUCUCUCCUGAGAAUGGAGUAGAUAUUGAUGCUCUCUGGAUUGAUAUGAACGAACCUUCUAACUUCCCGUGCUUCUUCCCUUGCGAUAACCCUGACGCUUCUGCUGAGGGAUACCCGCCAGACCCACCUCCUGUCCGAACUCCUCCUCGAGCUCUGCCCGGCUUUUCUUGCGACUUCCAGCCCGAAGGAACUGACUGUACGAAGACCGAAGUGACGUCCUUAGAAAUCCGUGAUGGUAUACCCCCAGCACACUUUGACAGCCUCUUCCUCGCGCAGGUCCAGAUAGAGGGUCAGCAACUUGGAUUACCAGACCGUGAUCUUCUCUUCCCGAAGUACGCGAUCCACAACAAGGCCGCGAACACUGACAGCGCGAACGCAGCUGAGGGUGGUAUCUCGAACAAGACGGUCAACACAGAUCUGGUUCACCAUAAUGGCCUGACCAUGUACGAUACACAUAAUUUGUAUGGCACCAUGAUGUCUAUUGCAUCUCAGGAAGCUAUGCUCCAUAGACGUCCUACCGUGAGGCCCAUGAUCAUCACCCGCUCGACGUUUGCCGGAGCUGGCACCAAAGUUGGGCACUGGCUAGGAGACAACGCAUCAACAUGGCACCAUUACCGUCUUGCUAUCAGGAGCAUGAUGGCCUUUGCUUCCGUGUAUCAGAUCCCGAUGGUAGGCGCCGAUACAUGCGGAUUCGACGGCAACACCACCGAGCAGCUGUGUUCACGCUGGGCCGCCCUCGGCGCCUUUGCACCAUUCUUCCGUGUGCACAACGGCCUCGAAGCCAUCUCGCAGGAACUAUACCGCUGGGAGACCGUAACGCAGUCUGCGCGCAAGUUCAUCGACAUCCGCUAUCGUCUACUCGACUACAUGUACACGGCGCUACAUGUUCAGACCCUCGACGGCACGCCCAUGAUCAACCCGCUAUUCUACCUCUACCCGCACGACAAGAACACAUAUCCCCUCGACCUUCAGUAUUUCCUCGGCCCGGGCCUACUUGUCGCCCCCGUGACCGAGGAAAAUAGCACGAGCGUCGACGUGUACCUCCCCGACGAUAUCUUUUACGACUUCUUCACGCACGAGCGCAUCGUGGGCGAGGGCAAGGCUAUUACCGUCACGGACCAGGAGUGGUCGGAUCUACCGCUAUACCUGCGCGGUGGUGUAAUCAUUCCCUUGCGCACCGAAUCCGCCAUGACGACCACCGAAGUGCGCACCAAGCCCUUCGAGAUCAUCGUCCCCGUAGGUAAGGACGGCAAGGCAAGCGGUCGCUUGUACCUCGACGACGGCGUGAGUAUCGAACAACCUGCCACGAGUGAUAUCUUGUUCGAGUACGCAGACGGCGUGCUGACUGUCAACGGCACGUUUGGGUACAAGCCAGAGGAGCUCAGGAUAAGCAAGGUUACAUUCUUGGGUAUCGGGGGUGGGAAUAGCAAGUGCAAGAAGCGCGCUGCGAAAGACGUGGUUACGGUGGAUGUAGAUAGGACGCUUAAGGAGGCCUUUACUGUUGAGGUUGGGAAGGCUUAA